Rotaria sordida is the source of this 2253-nucleotide messenger RNA. NCBI's taxonomy places the organism in Eukaryota, Metazoa, Rotifera, Eurotatoria, Philodinida, Philodinidae. The record is from the annotation of a GenBank genome assembly.
AUGGCAACAGCAAAAUAUAGUGCAUUGUUUCCACAUGUUGCACCACGUUGUAGAGAACUUCUUCAUAUACUCGUACAUGGUGCAGCUAAUUUACCUACUAUAGAUGGUCGUAUACCUCAAUGUUAUGUUACAGCACAAAGUCAUACAACUAUAACAGGACAAGAUAAUGUAGAAACAAUUAAUGCAACAAAUUAUGUUGAAGGUGUUUCACCUCAAUGGAAUGAAAUGAUCUAUGCAGAUAUAUCAGAAGAGAAAAGUCUAUCGGAGGAAAUUAUUCUUCUUAUUAUUGAUGAACCUACUGGAAAAAAAUUAGUUGGUUAUAAUUUAUUAUGGCGAUGGUUCGUACCAUUCUAUCAAUAUCAUUUAAAUUUACAACAAAAAUUAAAACAAACAUCUCAAACAACUUGUUUAUACGUUUCAAUAAUGAAUAAAUUAAGUUCUUUAUCAAAAGAGAAUAUUUAUUAUUUUGGUUUAGAAACAUUAUUAAAUGGAUUUGAUGUAUCGAUUACAAAUAACCAAUCAAUCUAUGGUGUAGCUCGAAUUGUACCUGAUUAUAAAUUUUAUAAACAAAAUUAUUUACCUGAUCAAAGAAGUGAAAAUCACGGUAUUAAAUUUACAGCAAUAGAAGAUCCAGCCGAGCAAGAUUUUGUAUUACCAGAAUUCUCAUUUGAUGGUUAUCCUCAAUUAUCAUUAGCAUCUAAAAGGUCAAAACUUCCAAUAUGGAAACAUGAUUUUCUCUUUUCACAUGAUAUUGAAAAAGAUAAUAUGUUUACACAUCAUAAUGGUGCACUUGUAUUUGAAUUUUAUCCAUUACAAAAUAUUGCUAAUAGCACAAAUUGGCGUAUAGCAGGUUUACUUGGAUGGACAGCUAUUCUAUUAGAUGCACGAUUAUUAAAUGCACUCUCAUCAUCAACUGCAAGAGAAGGCAUGAGAACUGAAGGUCUUUUGGUCAACAGUGAAGGCGAUUUAACAUCAGAAAGUUCGAAAUAUUUAACAGCUGAAAUUUUACUUCGUCUUAUUACUGAAAGACAUCCAACAAAAAAUCUUCUUUCACCAUCAAGCAAUAAUUUGCCUGUAUUACCUUCGUACUAUAAUCAAGGUAUUCAACAAAAUGGUACUGAACCUGUUUAUAUACAAGUCCCUGUACCAAAGAAAAGUUUUUUACCAGCAAUACAAUCACCAACAGUACCACUGCCUGUUGCUCGUUCACCAACGCAAGCAGCUCCACCAACAUUUGUUCCACCACACUUAUAUCAACCACAGUUGUAUCAACCACAGUUGCAUCAACCACCUCCAUAUGAUUUUGUACAAAGUGCUCCACAAGUACCAGCAACAGAUUUUACUCGUUAUCGUAUUCCACGCAUUAAUCCAUAUGAUUUGGAUGAUAUUCCAACAGAAUAUCGAGCUAUGUUAGCAACAAAUUAUCCUCCACGUCGUGAUGAUGAUAUUAAUGGUUGGUUUGAUUAUUUUGAACGUGAAGUUGCACUUUAUAAACAAGCUAUUCGACGUAUUAUACAAGAUGUUGUACAAUUACGUGAUCAGCAUAAAACAUUAAGAGCAGCAAAUAUUGAUUUACGAACAAAAUUAGAAAAUUUUGAAAAGAAAAAAAAAGUUUUAUAUGAAAUUUUUGAAGGUGAUAAAAUUGAUAAAGCUAAAAUUCAAGAUAUAUUUAAUCGUUUAAAUGCUAAAAUAUCUGCUCAAUCACUUGAAAUAAAAGAAAACUAUGCAAGAAUAAUUGGCUAUGAAAAAGAAUUAGCUCGUAGAGGUGAAUUACGUGCUCAAUAUGAUGCAUUAGUUCAUUCAACUCAAGCACGUGAAGUAGAGAUUAAAUUAUUACAACAACGAAUAAGGAAAGCUGAUGGACUUGAAGAAACAGUUCGACGUCAAGAAAUGGUUAUUGAAAGACUUGAAUCAUUGAUUAAUAAUUUUAUAAAACAAAAACGAUUAGGAGGAGCAUUUAGUGAUAUUGAUAGAAGUUUUUUAUCUGAACAUGCUGCACUCGGUUUAGAAGCUCAAAAAUUUCAAAGACGAGUAUCUCCUGGAUAUCAUACAGAAAUGAUAAAUAGUCAACGAGAUGAUCUUCUUCAACAAAAUAUAGCUUAUCAACAAGAAUUAGCUACUCUUAAAGCUCGAUUGCAAGAAAAUUCAGCUGCAUGGGGAAGAGAAAAAGCUGAAUUGCUUACACAAAUUAACGAUAUGGAACCAUCGUCGCCUACACCACGAACACGAACAAGAAAACCAAAACCUUCUUAA